This is a messenger RNA of Patella vulgata (common limpet), 4233 nucleotides long. RefSeq lists its product as uncharacterized. The coding region runs from base 507 to 974 and encodes 155 amino acids. Lineage: Eukaryota; Metazoa; Mollusca; Gastropoda; Patellidae. The record is from RefSeq and is a predicted model, not a curated record. The transcript has 4 exons.
UGCAUUAUAACCUUCUCACUGACAACUAUUGGCCGCUAUUUGCCCACACACACAACGGUAAUAUGAAAGCGCGUGUUUCCCCUAGGAACUUCUUUCCGCUCAUCCAAUCAUUGGUAAACCGAGCCAAAGUGUAAUUAUACUGAAGCGAAAUUGAAGCUGGACUGAGCUAGGACUGUCGGACUUACAGACUAAGUGUUGUGUAGUGGUAUAUAGUUAGAGAAAAUUAUGUGGUAAACGAUUUCUCGAAUCAACAACUCUAUUUCAUAGGACAUGAUUUUAGCUGGUGCCUUUUCUUAAAGAGAAACAAACAGGACAAAUGCCACACGUGGAAUACAGAAUUAGAAUGACGAUGCCAUGAUAUAUAUAUCGAGUGUAAAUUAUUACAGAAUUGAUUGAGUUGUCUAUAAGCGAAUAAUGGAAGUUAGCCGAUUCGAUUAGUGAAAUGAUCAGUGUUUUAACGAUAUCACUACUACGACAACGGCACAUGAUGCAGUAAUAUUGUGGAAAUGCUUAAUAGACGUUCAAAGACCAAGUUCUGCUCUGUGGUUCUUAUUGUGACCAGUCUUGGCUUAAUUGUUCUCAUGAGAUACGUUAACUCUUCAAGCCAGACACAUCAAGAAAGGGUAGUCAGAGAUAUUGGUCGUUCAAAAAUAUCACAGGAUUCAGAAUGUUGUAACGGUACCCUCGGAUACGCAACAAACAAUGCACAGUUUUCUGUGACGUGUUCAAAAAUGAAGUGCUGUAACGGAAGUGAAACUGUAGCAGUGAUCCCAGUUGAGGUAGCUUUAGGAUUUCGUUUCCGUUGUAUGCCCAAAACUCACAUUCGUCCAGUGUGUUAUCAGCCAGGAACGGAAGUGCGGUCCAGUAAUCAAGAUCCAGAUCAUAUACCACGUGCCUGUUGUGAUGGCGCCAAAUUUGAAUUAGAACUAAAUAAAUGGUAUGCUGCCAUGUCUGUUAAGUGUGUUUUAAGGUAGCAUAAGAUAUAGUUUACUAGUUUUGAUACAAGGCGUAGCUUCAAAUUAUCUACAGAUAAUUAAGAGUAGAUUUUCCACUGACAACCGGAUUCAUUAAAGAACUUGCGCCAAAGCAGGAAACGGAGCAGAACAAAUAAGUUCCGGUCUGUUCAUAAAUUCAACCAUUUCAAGCCCCUUCAUGAAUUCCCAUCGUAUUUGUAUGUAAAGUAAAAAUAAAAUGAAUAUUAAAUCAAGAAAUAAAAUCGCAUUAUAUAUUGGGUAAAACUAUUUCAACAUAUCAAAGCAUCAAUGUUUAGCUUACUUUUUAUACACCCAUAUUUUAUGUGAUCAUAUAUUGUCGUUGCUCCUGUCUUUCUGUCACUCUGUCUUUCCUGACAGCCACGGUGGAUAAGUGAGUAAGACGCGGGCUCCCUAGCCUGGAGGACGGGUGUUCGAUCCUUGGAUAGGCCGAGAAAGUUUAGGACGGAGGGCCUGACAAGGAUAGCUGUCUAGUCGUUCGGAUGGGACGAAAACUCGAGGUCCCGUGUAUCAUUGGCAUGCACGUAAAAGAUCCCUUGGCAGUUGGAAUUCAAUAUAAGAGUAGACCAUAGUGCCGCUGUCCGGGCAAAAUUUCCCUCAUAGCACACUGUAUGGCGUAUGCCCGUCUUCAUUAGCCUAGUCGGAGCAGAACAGUAGGACGUUAAACCCCAUUUCAUUUCUGUUUUUUCCGGUCGAUUGUCAUUCCACCCUUUCAUGGGUGGAUCAUUAUAAAAAUUGACAUUAAACGAGAUGUUGGAUUUCUCUCUUUAAAAAUCUCAAUGUGUAGAGACGAUGACGGCAUCGUACAUUGUCAGCAGUCAAAUUUCCUUAACAGGGGCCUGGCAAACCCCCUCUUGCAAAAAUUCCUGGAUCCACCCUUUCCUUUUACUUUAGUGAAACGAAAAUUUCCUUUGAAAUGCUGAUUAUAUCUUUAAAUUUAUUAUCCUUGAUCUUUUUUGCACACUAUUAUAAACUCUGUACUGACAAAAACAAACUGUUCGAUCUAUUUGCACUUUCUUUUCUUAAAUCACUUAGUGGAACUUGUCAUUUCGAAUUUCAUUUCUAAUAUUGACUGCAAAAGUUGCUGCCCUCGAUCACUGUAGACUGUUUUUAACACACAAUUGCCAGUGGUCAUAAUCUGACAAAGCUCUUGGUGGGUGUAUAUUUUGUUACCUAACAUAUCUUUAUUAUUCACACUAAGAAUCUUAAUUUAAAAUAUAUUCUCACAAAAUAUAUUUAAAUUGUACAUAACAUAUCCAUCUUUUACUUUAUCUAGAUUGUAUACAAUGUAUAUAUAGCUGUGCACAUAAUAUAUUUUUCCAAAAAUGGGUGCUUUUAAAUAUUGUGAUUGUGUGAUCUCACUGCGUCUAAUGUAGCACCGAUGAUUUCAAGAUGGUGGAUUAUAUUUGUGAUCACGUGAACAUAUUUUCAAACGUCCAUUUAGUUUCUACAAUUCCACACUUGCCAGUCAUUUGCCAUGUCUCAUCUCUGUUUAUUAUUUGAUGUAUCAUUACGGAUAUCGUAUGUAUACAAAGCAGUACAAGCAGAAGAGCCCAAAGCAGGCAGUUCCCAUGGUCAUAACUUCGAAGCUUUCGUAAAUAUGAAGUAGCAGAGGUUGGGCAGGCCGGUAGCUCUGUGUAGCUGCUGGAUCAAACGAUGAUACCGGUGGAGAGAGUAUUAAUAGAAAUUUAAAAAUCCCUACUCAUUUCAUAAAGGGUUUGUUAACCCGAAACAUUAUGAAGAUGAAUCAACCUCCUCUCAUUUCAACCUAAUGUCUGUUUUUGUACUGCUGUUCAGCGGGGAUUUUUAAAUACCGUUCUUAGUGAAAGCAUUCCAUAAAAGUAUGCGCCUCACUACGAUCUAUAACGUAUUUAUGUUGAUAAUGACCCUUGCUUCUUUAAAUGCAACCAAAAUUUGUAUUUUUUCUGAGCCCUGACAGUAUAUUGAUUUAGGGUGGAUUGAAAACAGAUCAGCGCCUGGAUAUCAAAGGAAGAAACGCGACAAAAUCGGUAGGAUAAUCUUUGAAAUAUAGGUCCUAACAAUUGUUCGCCCAUUUACUUGAAAUACCAAGGGAUUCAAAGACAGACAGAUUAUAGCCAAACAAAUCGUCUUGCACUGAGCAAUUUUUCAAGACAAGUCGAUCACUGUGAUCGAUUAAAAUUCUAGAUGUGUGACAAAAAUAAUUAUAGGCUAUCAAUUGCCGUAUUAAUCCAUCUCUUUCUCUAUAUUUGAUCAGCUUGCUAUAUUGAACAGUUAAUAUUGAUUAAAGAACACUCAUAUAUAAUUUCUAUCAUUAAAUGAGGACGAAUCUGACCACCAGUUAUUUUCUAUUACUUUACUCGAUACGAGAUAACCUGGAAUCUUCACUCGUACGGUGAAUCUGAUUAGUGGACAGAUUCUAAAGCUCGCCAAAUUUUUCAAAUACUAUACCUGAUGUACACAUUGUAUACAUUGGCGUAAAUGUUAAAGAACCCUUGGCAGUUGGAAUUCGAUAUAAGAGUAGGCCGUAGUACCGCUGACCGGGAAAAAAUUUCCUUUACAGCUGAACAGUAGGGCGUUAGACCCCAUUUCAUCUAAGAUAACAUAUUAUACAUCUAACCAAUUGUUUUUAAUACUAUACCUGAUCUGAUAUAACAUGGAUUUUUAUUGUGCGUAUAUUUGUUUUUUUAAUAUUGCCUAUUCAGCCUAGCUCAAAUGUAGAGAGGGCCAUUGAUUCCUGCAAAAUAGUAAUAGUUAAAAUGACAAUCACGCAUACCUACCAAUGACAUAAUAAAAGAUAUGUUUUCAGUGUUGAAAUGUUAUGGUGAAAGGGUAUUUAAAUAAAAUUUUAACUUCAAAUUCAUUUGGCCCUUUCAUGUGGUUAUGAACAUUUUGGCCGGUAUGUGAGGCGCCUGCAUGUAAUAAUUUUUCCAUUUGUGGGAGACUAUUUCCAAGAGUGAAAAAGUAUUCAAUUCGAACUGAGCUUCAUAAUCAAAUGAAUAGUUGAAUAAUUGAAUUUAAUAGAAUCAAUCUUUUAAAACAAAAGUCAACAGUUAAAAGAAAAUGUAAAGAAAAAUAUGUCGUAAACGGUAUAAUUUGUAGAUAUAUAAAUUGCUUGUAUAUGUAGGUAUUUCUUGUGUUAAUAUCAGACUAGAGGUUGUGAAUCUAUAUGAAUUAUGUAUGAAUGAUAAUAAAUGUGUCAAUUGGGUCAAUAUAUAAAAUCAUAUAUAAUAUAUGAUUAUCACAAUAAUGUAUUUUCUUC